GUGUGAGCCUAUCUAACCUGACCGUAUCCCCCGGUCGUCAAAUUGGCUUGCUUCGGAUUACCCGAACCUCAUUGCCUCGGUUCUCCUGCCUAUAUAUAUCGAACUAACUUCACUCCUCAUCGUCAAUGUUCGUUAAGUCUUCUUCUUAACCUUCACUGGUUGAUCUGGUCCUACCAGAAAAGCUUCGACUCACAGAAACGACAAAAGGAAAAAGGAUAUUUUCUUCUUUCAAGAGAUCAAGAAAGCUGACUCAAAAGAAUGGCGUUAGUCUCAGGAGGAAGGUCAACACUAAAUCCCGAUGCACCUCUCUUCAUUCCCGCUGCUUUUCGCCAGGUUGAGGAUUUCUCCCCGGAAUGGUGGCAGCUAGUGACAACCUCAACCUGGUACCGAGACUACUGGCUCAGCCAACAUCAGGGCGAGGACGGUUUCUACGACAACGCUGAAGAUGAUCUUGACAGCGGUGACAUUGUUGAUUUACUGCCCGACUCGUUUGAUCUUGACGCCGGUGAGGACUUCUCCAAUGUGGAAUAUCAGUUCGAAGAGUUUGUUCGAUCUUACGAAGCUGAACUUGAGAACAAAUCCCAUCUGUCGUCUUAUGGUGGCCUGAAACAGGAUGUUGAGGCAGAGAAUUUUUUGAGAACUUUAGGGGAAAGAAGCCCCAAGUCACCGGCAGAACCAGCUAAAUACAUGGAUAAGCCAGCCAAGUGGGUGAAUGCGAAAUGCAGUCCCCGAAGCAUUAAGCAGCCACGCUGAACCAUAAUAUCAAGCUUCCCUAUCAUGGCGGAUCUCCGUCCCUCCAGUAUAUUAGUACUGUAGUUGUUGUUUUCUAAUGGCUGUAUAGGAUGAGUUUGCAAGUCAAGCAGCUCAUGUAUCACUCCUGUUAAUCCUCAUGUCUUUUAACUUUCAGUUUAGUCAGAGUCCUUAGAAGGCGUGAACAAAAAUGUAAAAAUCUCAAUCGAAAGAUAAACAAAAACAGCAUUCUGUUUCACCACAGAUGAAUUUCCCCACA
This is a messenger RNA of Carica papaya (papaya), 1009 nucleotides long. RefSeq names its product dehydration-induced protein (ERD15) (gene ERD15). NCBI's taxonomy places the organism in Eukaryota, Viridiplantae, Streptophyta, Magnoliopsida, Brassicales, Caricaceae. The record is from RefSeq and is a predicted model, not a curated record.